UCCCUGCGCGCUCGGAGCGGAGCUGCCAGGUGACAGCGUAGGCAUCCUUGCCCCGCAGCCAUCCUAGUCCCGCGAGCCCCUCCUCCGCUGCCCAGGAGGUCUCCAAAUUAGCUCCCGACCCUGGCCGCGCAGCUCCAUUCCCUGGCUUCGGACCCUCCAACCCAGACUCGGGGCUGAGCCGCGUGCGCCCCCGGGCUCUGAGCCUUCGCCUCUCUGGGGAGCAGUCGGGGCUCAGCUGCUGCCCUUCAGGCACGGGGCUGCCACCUUCCCCGGUCCCACCUCCGCUGACCCCACACCCAGCCCGGCGCUCGCCUCCCGAGCUCCUAGACCAGGCCCCCCAGACGCCGCUAGAAGCAUGGGCGCCUGCACUCUGAGUGCGCCCUGGCUCCUGCUGGGGCUGGGGCUACCGCUGCUGCUGCUCCUGGGGCCUGGCCUGGCCUGUGCGCAGGAGGACGACGAAGGGGACUACGAUCUCCUAGCGCUCGCUUUCCCCUUCGAGGAGGACAAUCAGACCGACUUUGUCAAGCAGGUGGCGUCAGCAGCCUUCUACCGCAGCAACAAGCAUGCGUGGCGGCGUCCUGGCAACUACCUGGUGGUGCUGAAGGAGGAAACGCACAAAUCCCAGACAGAGCGCACCAUCCGCCGUCUCCAAGCUCGGGCUGCCAAGCAUGGCUACCUCACCAAGAUCCUCCAUGUCUUCCAUGACCUCUUUCCUGGCUUCUUGGUGAAGAUGAGCAGUGAUGUGCUGGACGUGGCACUGAGGCUACCCCACAUCGACUACAUCGAAGAAGACGCCUUUGUCUUUGCACAGAGCGUUCCCUGGAACCUGGACAGGAUUGUCUUGGCACCACACAGACCAGAGGAGUACACUCCACCCAAUAAAGGUGACCAGGUGGAAGUAUAUCUGCUGGAUACCAGCAUCCAGAGUGGACAUCGGGAGAUUGUGGGGAAGGUCACUGUCACUGACUUUGAGAAUGUUCCAGAAGAGGAUGGCACUCGCUUCCACAGACAGGCCAGUAAAUGUGAUAGUCAUGGAACCCACAUGGCUGGAGUUGUGAGUGGCAGGGAUGCUGGUGUUGCCAAAGGGGCCAGUGUCCAGAGCCUCCGGGUCCUGAACUGUCAAGGCAAGGGGACGGUCAGUGGCACGCUCAUCGGCCUGGAGUUCAUCCGAACGACCCAGAUAGCCCAGCCUUACAAUCCCCUGGUCGUCCUGCUUCCCUUUGCCGGGGGAUACAGCCGCAUACUGAACGCUGCUUGUCGGCUCAUGGCGCGCACCGGGGUGGUGAUGAUUGCGGCUGCCGGCAACUACAAAGAGGAUGCUUGCUUAUACUCCCCGGCUUCUGAACCUGAGGUCAUCACUGUGGGGGCCACAAACUCACAUGACCAGCCGAUCACCAUGGGAGUCCUGGGGACCAACUUUGGCCGCUGUGUGGACCUCUUUGCCCCUGGGGAAGACAUCAUUGGCGCCUCCAGUGACUGCAGCACCUGUUUUACCUCUCAGAGUGGAACAUCUCAGGCCGCUGCCCAUGUUGCAGGCAUCACCGCCAUGCUCCUCAAUGCCGAGCCCAGCCUGACCAUCUCAGGACUGAGGCAGAGACUGAUACGCUUCUCCAUCAAGAAUGUGAUCAACGAGGCCUGGUUCCCUGAAGACCAGAGGCUGCUGACCCCCAACUUGGUGGCCGCUCUGCCGCCCAGCCUCGAGGCAGAGGAGCAGCUGUACUGCCGGACGGUGUGGUCCUCGACCUCGGGCCCGACUCGGACGGCCGUUGCCUCGGCUCGCUGCAGCGACAAUGAGGAGAUGCUGGGUUGCUCCAGUUUCUCCAAAGGCGGGAAAAGGAGAGGAGAGCGGAUGGAGGUCCGCGAGGGCAGGAAAGAAUGCCUGGCCUACAAUGCGUUUGGGGGACAGGGAGUCUAUGCCAUCGCCAGGUGCUGUGUGCUGCCCAGAGCCCGAUGUCACGUCCAGGCAGCUCACCAGGGGGAGGCUGCUGGAGAGGUCCGUGCCCGCUGUGAUGAGGAGAGUCAUGUAGUCACAGGCUGCACCUCCCAUUCCCAAAGGGAGAAAUCCGGGGACUGGGUGAAGCCCGUCAUGAAAAGUCAUCACGGUCACAGCCAGUGUGUGAGCCCGGGGGAGGGGAGCCUUCACGCCUCCUGCUGCCACGCCCCGGACCUGGAGUGCAGGGUGAAGGAGCACGAACCCAAGGGCCCCGUGGAGAAGGUGGCGGUGGCCUGUGAAGAAGGCUGGACGCUGACUGGGUGCAGCGCCUACUCCCCGGGCCCAAACACGCUGGGUGCCUACCCCGUGGACAACACCUGCCUGGUUCAGAGCCACGCUGGCAGCGGAGGAAGCCACCCGGCGGCCGCCAUAGUCAUCUGCUGUAAGAACAGACGGCUGCCCCAGGACCAGCAGCAUUCCCAGUGACAGCUUCCUGGCAGGACUCAUGACAGAGGGGAGGGAGAAGGAUCUUCUGUGUCCUGUCUGUCAGGCCUCGGCCACAGGAUGUCACAAAGACCCUUUUCUACUUCUGGAUUUCCUCCUCUGAUCAGUGCCUUGGUGCUGGCCAUCGGAUCAGCUGGGCUUUGGCUCUGGCCUCCUGGGACCCUCCUCGAAGGAGGGGCAUCCCCCCCGAAUCCAGGGCUCACGUGAUGAGCAGGCAGCCUUGGAUGAACCUCUGGGGUUUGGUGAUUCCAGGGGGGCUGGGAAGCCCCUGGCACCUGCCCCAUAUUCCCUUCUCCCUCCCUUUCCCUCAUUAGUGAUUUGUUUCUUCAGACAUAAGAAACUGUGCCCUCCUCACAUGGAAAUCUAUCAGAGGUGGUAGGGACUCAUGAAGCCCCUCAUGUGGCCCAGCUUCAGUGAGCUGCCUACAGACCUCCUCCUACCAGAACCAGGACACAAGCCAAAAGAAGUGCUAGGCCGUACAGGGGGCAAACAAAGGGGAGAUAACAGAAACUUAUCUCACCUGGGAAUCAUAGAGUGUCAGAGCUGGGAGGGAACCUAGAACAGGGAAUGUCAGGGCUGGGAGGGAACCUAGAACAGGGAAUGUCAGAAUUGGGGUGGGGGUGGGGGCUUAGAACGAGGAAUGCUAGAACAUACAGUGCCCUCUUUUGGCUUGUAAAAGAAGGGGGGGGUUCUCUACAUGAACCCAGAGGAGUUUCAUUUUAACCUUGACAUUCCACAAUUUAGACAUUGGGAGCAGGAGAUCCUCCAGGGCAGGGGAAUAUGGGGGGGGGGAGGCAAGAUGGCCUCUCAGUGAUUGCCAUCUUACUCCCCUCCUUGGACUUGGCAUCCACUCUCUGGGUCCCAGUUUGGCCAUUCAAGCUGGGUUGCUUCUCUGAGACCCCCCGUGCUUCUCACCCCGUGCCCACCUCUGAAAUCCUGCUUCAGCCCCACUGAAGCUGUAUUUACAAGCCAGCCCCCAGAACAAACAAACAUUUCCCUGCCUUUUCUUUCCCAGCUGACACCCAGGCUGAGGCCAAGUCCAGAUUUGCAGGCCCUGCCCAACCAUCUGUAGAGAUGUUCUGCAGAGAUGGAUUUGAAUCCAAGCACUUAUUAUCAUCAAUAUCUGUCACUGUCUUUUCUGGCCCCACGAAACUUUGGUUUCAGAGCUUUCCCCCUUUUCCCACCAUACUUCUUUUGUGGAUGGCAGUGAGCCAGAGCAAAAAAGAGCACAGGCAAUAAGACCCAAGGACCUGGGUUCAGAUUUCACCUCUGCCCCUUACUGCCUGGGGGACUUUCAGCACAUCCCUUCCUUAAAAGAGGAUGUUGGACUAGAUGUAGUUGGCCCUGAGGACCCUCGCCCUUGAGAUUUAUGAUCAUUUGAAGGUGGGGGGAAGGGGGGG
This is a messenger RNA of Vombatus ursinus (common wombat), 3837 nucleotides long. RefSeq names its product proprotein convertase subtilisin/kexin type 9 (gene PCSK9). The coding region runs from base 356 to 2419 and encodes 687 amino acids. Gene Ontology annotation, biological process: proteolysis. NCBI's taxonomy places the organism in Eukaryota, Metazoa, Chordata, Mammalia, Diprotodontia, Vombatidae. Gene Ontology annotation, molecular function: serine-type endopeptidase activity. The transcript has 12 exons. The record is from RefSeq and is a predicted model, not a curated record.